CGUAAGUUCGAAGCAGCUUGUUUGGGAGAAGUUAGUAGAAAUGGCGGCGAGAGAAAAGUCGUUGAAACACAGACAGAAACACAUAAAUGCCACGUUUGAAGCGUCCAGUAUAGAUUCCACUGCCGUCGGAGAAAAGUUGUUUGGCCACGCAGAAGAGGACGAGGACAGCGACGACGGACCUGUUGUCUUCAUCUGCGGGAAGUGCAAGUUGCCUGUUGGGGAUUCACUGUCCUGGGAUGGAAGUGAAGACGGCCAAAACCAAAUAAGAUUGAAGCGGGUCACUGACAACGUCUUGGUUGGAAAGGACAAUCGUCUGUAUGAAAUGGGCAAAAGAUCUCUCUGUCUGAUUGUGGAUCUAAUUUGCCGAGGCUGCCACUCUGUGCUUGGCAUGGUUUACACAUCCACGCCUAAGAACCUGGACCACAAGAGAUUUACGUUCUGUUUCAAUGUAGCAGACAUCGACAGCUAUGUGCUUGGUUCUGCAAGCCAGAUGUUAGCAGCAGAGGGCCCCAAAGAGCAGCCGGUCACCCUCGAGUACAGAGGCAUUGUUGAACAACAGCUGACAGAGAUGAAAAUGCUGGUGAUGUCCAUGGCACAUAGGCUGGAAGAGAUCGAAGCUGGCCUUCAGGAGGGAUGUGAGGCAUGACAGUGAUGGACGCCAACUUGUCUGGGUGGGUGCUUUGUACAGGUGUUUAACAUGAGGAGGAUUUAGUGUCCUCAUUCCUCGCAGUUACCUUUUUACAUUAACACUUCCUACUCUAAGUUUCAUCUCAUCCAUAUUCCCUUAGUUACACGCUUUGUGCUAGCCUCACCUUCUGCACAAGCAACCACACACACACACACAGCUUCUACGCUUUGUCCUGAUUACCGUUGGUGAAACAAAGACUGGCUGCGCAUGUAAUCAAUCAUGUUGUCAGCUCGGCUCCUGUGGCUCACGGCACCAUCUUCUCUGUAUGUGUCAGGGCAGAGUGAACGGACGCCAUGAGCCGAACGUUUAUUUGUGCAGGACUUCAUCAGGCAGGCUGCUCACUCAGCACAAUGCCAUAUUGAUCUGGCCACCCAAGGCCACACACACACACACUUUCUUUGUUCUCUUCCUCAAGCAUGGAGCCUUGAAGCAUUGAUAGAUAUGUGCUUUUCAUUGCCAUGUUGUGGCCAGAAUUGAAUAACAUUUGAGGAAUUUGUAUUAAAACAAGGUUUUUACAUUCUUCCCAAACUCUUUUCUAAUAUUGUCUGUCAUCACAUUAUUGGAUGAUUUUUAACUUGGGAAUCAUCCAAAGACUUCUGUGUUUUCUCAAAUAUUGCCAGAAUUGCUAGGACUGAUUUGCAUCCAUUAAGUUGUUAUCACAUUGGCUAAUUAUUGGUUUGUUUAUAUUUGUUUUGUUUGCUCACAGUUGUACAAGCUUGUUAUGUCUUAUUGUCUUGGUGUAAUAAAGUAUUCUGUUGUUUUCAAUA
Messenger RNA from Micropterus salmoides (largemouth bass), 1455 nucleotides. RefSeq names its product MIS18 kinetochore protein A (gene mis18a). Lineage: Eukaryota; Metazoa; Chordata; Actinopteri; Centrarchiformes; Centrarchidae. Gene Ontology annotation, cellular component: chromatin; chromosome, centromeric region; nucleus. Gene Ontology annotation, biological process: chromosome segregation; CENP-A containing chromatin assembly. The transcript has 5 exons. The coding region runs from base 41 to 646 and encodes 201 amino acids. The record is from RefSeq and is a predicted model, not a curated record.